Molecule: messenger RNA, 369 nt
Organism: Trypanosoma theileri
Lineage: Eukaryota; Euglenozoa; Kinetoplastea; Trypanosomatida; Trypanosomatidae
Exons: 1
Coding region: 1-369 (122 amino acids)
Source: RefSeq, a predicted model, not a curated record
AUGCAUGAAUUUCCGCCCAAAAAGUUGAACGCCCCUAAACCCCAAAAAAUUCUCCGAAAAUUUGACCACAUUUUCCGGGAUUUUGAUCACAUCCUGAAUCCCCUGAAUCAAUUUCCAGAAUCAUCCACCCAANAAAAAUUCUCCGAAAAUUUGACCCAAUUUUUAAUCCAAAUUUACCCAAAUCAUUCACACCACAACCAAAACCAGAUCUCCAAAUACAUACAAACUACACCAACCCAUACCACAUACCAUCCACCCAACCAACAACCAACUAAGAGCACAACAUCAACAUCAACCAAAACUCAACCCACACAUUCAUCAACCACAACACCCAUCACCACCACCACCAACAAAUACAUUAUUAAUUAA